Messenger RNA from Nomascus leucogenys (northern white-cheeked gibbon), 2185 nucleotides. RefSeq names its product bridging integrator 2 (gene BIN2). The record is from RefSeq and is a predicted model, not a curated record. Gene Ontology annotation, molecular function: protein binding; phospholipid binding. Gene Ontology annotation, cellular component: phagocytic cup; podosome; plasma membrane. Gene Ontology annotation, biological process: phagocytosis, engulfment; plasma membrane tubulation; podosome assembly. NCBI's taxonomy places the organism in Eukaryota, Metazoa, Chordata, Mammalia, Primates, Hylobatidae.
CAUGCCGGGAGCCGGGAGCCCGCACUUCCUCCUCGGGGGCCUCAGAAAACCACAGGGCGCGGGGCCAGGGCGGCGGCCCCCAGGGAGCUGGCAGGAUGGCAGAGGGCAAGGCAGGCGGCGCGGCCGGCCUCUUCGCCAAGCAGGUGCAGAAGAAGUUUAGCAGGGCCCAGGAGAAGGUGCUGCAGAAAUUGGGGAAAGCUGUAGAAACCAAAGAUGAACGAUUUGAACAAAGUGCUAACAACUUCUACCAACAACAGGCAGAAGGCCACAAGCUGUACAAGGACCUGAAGAACUUCCUUAGUGCAGUCAAAGUGAUGCAUGAAAGUUCAAAAAGAGUGUCAGAAACCCUGCAGGAGAUCUACAGCAGCGAGUGGGACGGUCAUGAGGAGCUGAAGGCCAUCGUAGGGAAUAAUGAUCUCCUUUGGGAAGACUAUGAGGAGAAACUGGCUGACCAGGCUGUGAGGACCAUGGAAAACUACGUUGCCCAGUUCAGCGAAAUUAAGGAGAGAAUUGCCAAGCGGGGUCGGAAACUCGUGGACUAUGACAGUGCCCGACAUCACCUGGAGGCAGUGCAGAAUGCCAAGAAGAAAGAUGAGGCCAAGACUGCCAAGGCAGAGGAAGAGUUCAACAAAGCCCAGACUGUGUUUGAAGAUCUGAACCAAGAACUACUAGAGGAGCUGCCUAUUCUUUAUAAUAGUCGUAUUGGCUGCUAUGUGACCAUCUUCCAAAACAUUUCCAACUUGAGGGAUGUCUUCUACAGGGAAAUGAGCAAGCUGAACCACAAUCUCUACGAGGUGAUGAGCAAACUGGAGAAGCAACAUUCCAAUAAAGUCUUUGUGGUGAAGGGACUGUCAAGCAGCAGGCGCUCUUUAGUCAUUUCUCCCCCAGUUCGAACAGCUACGGUCUCCAGUCCUCUUACCUCACCUACUAGUCCCUCUACACUUUCCUUGAAGAGUGAGAGUGAAUCUGUCUCCGCAACUGAAGAUCUGGCACCUGAUGUAGCCCAGGGGGAAGACAAUUCUGAGAUCAAGGAGCUCUUAGAAGAGGAGGAAAUAGAGAAGGAAGGAUCUGAAGCAAGUUCCUCUGAGGAAGAUGAGCCUCUACCAGCCUGCAAUGGCCCCGCCCAGGCCCAGCCCUCUCCUACCACUGAGAGUGCCAAGUCCCAGGAGGAAGUUCUCCCCAGCUCCCCAGCUCCAUCACCAGGCGGAGCCCUGAGCCCUUCAGGGCAGCCUUCAUCAUCUGCCACAGAAGUAGUCCUCCGAACCCGCACAGCAAGUGAAGGAUCUGCACAACCAAAGAAGAGAGCCUCUAUCCAGAGGACCUCAGCACCCCCUAGUAGGCCUCCUCCACCCAGAGCCACUGCAAGCCCCAGGCCCUCCUCAGGGAACAUACCUUCCAGCCCUACAGCCUCUGGAGGGGGUUCACCCACCAGCCCUAGGGCCACCUUGGGGACUGGGACUCCAAGUCCUAGGACCUCCCUAGAGGUCUCUCCUAAUCCAGAACCACCAGAGAAGCCAGUAAGAACUCCUGAGGCCAAAGGAAAUGAAAACAUCCACAAUCAGAACCCCGAAGAACUUUGUACUUCCCCCACCUUAAUGACAUCUCAGAUUGCUUCAGAGCCUGGAGAGGCAAAGAAGAUGGAAGACAAGGAAGAGGAUAAUAAGCUUAUCUCAGCUGACUCCUCGGAGGGCCAAGACCAGCUUCAAGUCUCCACGGUACCAGAAAACAACAACCUCACAGCACCUGAACCUCAAGAAGAGGUAUCUACAAGUGAAAAUCCACAACUCUGAAGAGAAACUGCCAAGACUCCCCCUGCCCCACACCUCCCCAGAGAAGCUCUUCAACCAGAGGGUAUAGGUCGGAGGGAUAUAAGAGCCAGCAUCCAUCCCUGGGUUCUCAGUAAGAAUGCUGGCGCUGUCUAAAGACUUGGCAUUAAUGGAGGCGGAGGGGCAGCCUUAUGGGAGGGAUGGAGGGAGGCAGGCUGGGGAGAAGAGAACAUUAGACUCAGGGAAUAUUUAAUUCUGGUUUUAGCAUUAUUAGAAUAAGACUUUAUACAUUAACUAAAGUGGAGCUUUAAUCACUAUAAAAAGCAAAAGUAUCUAUAGACACAGACACUUGUCUAUACAGAGACAUAACCACACACACUCAGAGGAUAGUGAACAAAUCUGUCUUUGACUUAUGACCU